GCACUUCAGAUUAAUGAUGUGUUGCAUUGAGCAUUAUCCUGACGAACCGACGUUGACUCGUUACCAGUCUGUGUAUCGAGUUGAUAGGGGUGUGGAAUUAGAAAUUUUUUACCAUUCAAAGAAAUACCUCAUUGUGACCAUUAACACGAACAGGCCAUGCCAUGAAAUUGCACCUUUAUGUACAAAGAUUUGGCUGUUUAUCAUUGAAAAGCUCCGCGAUUUGAAGGAACUAGGGUUGCCGAAUUUCCAGUUUUCAGUAAACAUUCAACGUUCAGGACCAGCUGUUGCUGUGGAUCCCACUAAGCUAGUAUGUAUAGACGACUACAAAGCAAGUGAAGACACGCAACUUAGAGAAAAUGAAAGCAAACGUGAUGUCGAGUUGGAUCACAAUGAAAAAGCUGCACUAGACUGUUGGUUUUAUGAACAGAGAAAUGAUGCUCAAGGAACAGCACAAGAGCUAAAGUGUCGAGCAGACAGCGCAUGCACACACGAUGAGAUUGUAGCUGUAGCAUCGAUUGUAUCCGCUGAUUGGGAACGUCUUGUUUCAGAGUUGUCAAAAACUUUUACCGUGAACAAGAUAGAAGAGAUACAGUAUGACCAGAAGAGAAGGUACAUGCAAGCUAGAAAGGCAUUGGACGUGUGGACUAAAGAACGUGGUAACGCAGCCAGCCAGCAAUUACUGAUCAAAUCAAUGUGUAAGAUUCAUUGGAGAUUACAAGCUGAGGAAGUUUUUGGUAGAGAACUAGUCCAGUAUGUUAGUCCACAAAAGAAUGAUUUGAAAUGACUAAUUAAGAUUUUGAUUACAUUAUGAUGCAAGUAUUCUUUAAUGGUGUCUAGUUUGAACUAUGAUAGUGUAGGUAUCUUUUUUAUCAUUUGACAAUCAUUUAUCUAUACAAGUCACUUGAAGUGUAAAUAUAGUUUGUGAUGAUUAAAGAAAGUAGGCGUUAGUAAUCACGUGCGUUUUGUUCUAUUUCUAUCAACUAUCCCUAUUAUAGUUAGUUUGUCGACUCUAGUUUGAUGUCCUGAAACUUGUGUGUCUGGAAUCACUUGGACUGACAAGAUAUAACAAGUUGAUCACGUAGGAGGAAGUUAACAUCCAAGGAAGUAUGUAAGCAGAACCUUUGAUUUAUAUGUUGGUAAUAAAGCUCUUAGUAGUACGGGUAUCUACAUGCUCUGGCCAUACACAUACUGUAUCUAUAUCACGUAUACAGUAACCAAAACUUA
Molecule: messenger RNA, 1224 nt
Organism: Corticium candelabrum
Lineage: Eukaryota; Metazoa; Porifera; Homoscleromorpha; Homosclerophorida; Plakinidae
Exons: 1
Coding region: 14-784 (256 amino acids)
Biological process (GO): signal transduction
Molecular function (GO): protein binding
Source: RefSeq, a predicted model, not a curated record